This is a messenger RNA of Loxodonta africana (African savanna elephant), 4494 nucleotides long. RefSeq names its product zinc finger protein 883-like. Gene Ontology annotation, biological process: negative regulation of transcription by RNA polymerase II. The transcript is spliced from 5 exons. The record is from RefSeq and is a predicted model, not a curated record. Gene Ontology annotation, molecular function: DNA-binding transcription repressor activity, RNA polymerase II-specific. NCBI's taxonomy places the organism in Eukaryota, Metazoa, Chordata, Mammalia, Proboscidea, Elephantidae. Bases 556 to 2559 code for a protein of 667 amino acids.
UUCCGAUGUAAGGUAGUUUUUGCCUCUCUCUCCAGUUGGCCUGAGGAAAUACCGGGUGACCCCCACAGGCUCCUUUCCCGGGCCUCCUCUCCCGGGGCGCUGCUCCCGCUCUCCUGGCACUGCCGGUCUUUUCGGCCUCCCAGAGCCUCGGGACUUCCUCAAGCCAAGGGGGUCGCUGCCUCUGCCGCCACCAUCGCCGCUGGCUCUUUUCUCUUUGCUGUUUCCUGCGAGAUCCCGGCCCACCGGGCCGCAGCUGCUUUCUGGACGGCGGGGCAGCUGGGGUGGACCUGUGUCUCCUGCUGCAUUAACAGGUAUCAAGUGUGAUACAGGGAGAACUAGUCCAGUUCAGGCAACUGGGGACCUAGGACGACUGUCUUGCACAUCUGUAAAUCACAAGUACAAUUUCAAUUGCCCUGUCUAGUGUGUGGACCAGACAUUUUUCAUCUGCCUCCAAACUGCCCAGUGUUCUGCUUCCACUCUCAUGCCUCUUGUUGAAGUGGGUCCUUGGGCUUAGAGACGACGUUCUCUCAGAUUUGCAGAACCUAGAGCAAGGAAAUGGACUCAGUGGUCAUUGAAGAUGUGGCUGUGAUCUUUAGCCAGGAGGAGUGGGCUUUGCUGGAUCUUGCUCAGAGGAAGCUGUACAGAGAUGUGAUGAUGGAAACCUUUAGAAACCUGGCCUCCCUAGUCUCUCGAAACCUUCAUGAUGGGGAAACAUUCAGUGAACACGUAAUGGUGCGAUUCAUGAAGAACACUUGCUCCUCCAUGUUAGGAGACAUGUCCAGAUUGUAUGACAAUAAAGAUCAGUAUGAAAACCAGAAGAGAAAUUUGAGAAUGAUGCCUAUUUUUAACAGAAGUCAUACAAUAAAGAACCUCUGUAAAAGUGAUAAAGGCAGUCAGUGUGAGAAAACCGUCAGCCGGAUUCCAAAUCAAACUGUGCUAAAGAGAAAUCCUCCAGAAGUAAAUCCUUUUGAAUGCUGUGAGUAUAGAAAAGCCUCCAUGGAUCAUUCAUCAAAUAACCAUCAUGUCAGAUCUCACACUGGAUGCAAUACCUGUCAUUCUAAGCAAAGUGGAGAAACCUGCACUUGUCCCUCUUACCUAACCACUCCAGUGAGAAAUCUUACAGAAGAGAAACCCCGUAAAUGUAAGGUAUGUGGGAAGGACUUAAUUUGUAUCUCCGUCCUUAAGAAUCCUGUGACCACACUCACUGGUGGGAUACGAUAUGAAUGUAGCGAAUGUGGGAAAGAUUUCUGUAGUUUAUCAUCCUUUUUCACACAUAUGAGAGGUCAUAGGCAUGAAUGUAAAGAAUGUUGUAAAACCAUUAGAUAUCCUUCAUCCCUCAUUUUACAUAAAAAGCUUCAUAAUAUAGAUAAGCCUUAUGAAUGUACAGAAGGUGGGGAAGCCCUUAGUCAGUCAUCAUACCUCACUACACAUACAAGAACUCCCAAUGGGCAGAGGCCUUAUGAAUGUAAGGAAUGUGGGAAAACCUUUAGUCGUUCCUGUCACCUCUCCAAACAAACAAGAACUCACAGUGGAGAGAGGCCUUAUGAAUGUAAGCAAUGUGGGAACGUCUUUAGUCAGUCAUCACACCUCACUAUGCAUAUAAAAACUCACAACGGACAGAGGCCUUGUGAAUGUAAAGAAUGUGGGAAAACCUUUACUCAGGCCUCAUCCCUUCGUAACCAUAUAAGGACUCACAGUGGAGUGAGGCCUUAUAAAUGUAAGGAAUGUGGGAAAGCCUUUUGGCAGUCCUCACAACUCACUAAACAUAUAAGAACUCACAGUGGAGAGAGGCCUUAUGAAUGUAAGCAAUGUGGGAAAACCUUUCGUCGUUCCUGUCACCUCUCUGAACACAGAAGAACUCACAGUGGAGAGAAACCUUAUAAAUGUAAGCAAUGUGGGAAGGCCUUUAGUCGGUCAUCAAACCUCACUGGACAUAUAAGAAUUCACAGUGGAGAGAGGCCUUAUGAAUGUAAGGAAUGUGGAAAAGGCUUUAGGUAUUCCUCAGUCCUCAGGGCACAUAUAAGAACUCACACUGGAGAGAGGCCCUAUGAAUGUAAGGAAUGUGGGAAAGCCUUUAGGCACUCCUCAGACCUCACUAAACAUAUAAUAACUCACAGUGGAAAGAGGCCUUAUGAAUGUAAACAAUGUGGGAAAACCUUUAGGCGUUCCUGUGACCUCUCUGAACACAUAAGAACUCACAGUGGGGAGAGGCCUUAUGAAUGUAAUAAAUGUGGAAAAGGCUUUAGGUAUUCCUCAUCCCUCACUACUCAUACAAGAAUUCACACUGGAGAGAGGCCCUAUGAAUGUAAGGAAUGUGGGAAAGGCUUUAGAUGUUCCUCGGUCCUCUCUACCCACACAAGAAUUCAUACUGGAGAGAGGCCCUAUGAAUGUAUGGAAUGUGGGAAAGCCUAUAGGCAAGUUUCACACCUCAUUAAACAUACAAGAACAGCUCAUACUGGAGAGAAGCCUUUUGAAUGUAAGGAUUGUGGGAAACCGUUUACUGAUUACUCAAACCUCCCUAGGACAUGUAAGAACUCACAGUGUAGAGAGAACUUAUGAAUGUAAGGAAUGUGGGAAAACCUUUAAUUAGUCCUCGUAUCUCUCUGGACACAUAACUCACAGUGAAAAAACUGCUCAAUGUCAAAAGUGGAAUGUGUCAUCCUUACUGCUAUAAGUUCAAACAACAAAUUGCCAAAAGUCUGUGAUAAAGAACAGAAUUUCUCAGUGAGUAAGAAAGCACUAUGAACUCAUAAGUGGGAUCAUUACAGCUACAUAGUGCCUUUGGGAGAAAUGUCAGUUUCAUUGUAACUACUGCACUGUCCUCAUCAGUGUUUGUUACUUUCUUAGUCCAAGCUAGAUUUUACCUUUCUUAAAGUCUUCAGUUAUUACAAAUAAGGCUGCAGGAAAUAGCCUUGAGCAGAUUUGGUUUUAUGUUUCUUAACGUAUUACGGAUGUUAUUUUGCAUACAGUAAAGUACACUGAUUUUGUAUUUGGUUUGAGAGUUUUGUUUCCCUGUUUAUUGCAUUUCCUUCCAUUCUUUUCUUUUGGAAAGUUAGCUGUUUUACCCUUUAUAAUUACUAAAUUUGUUUGUAGGCUGAUACUAUGAGACUGCAAAUAUGGUAAUUUUCAUAGUAUUUUGGCCUACUAAUUUUAUUAAAAAAUGUUAGUUAUUUUUACCCAUUGAUAAUUAUUACCUACGGUUAUUAUUACUGUGGUGUUUACCAAAUGGUAUUUUCUGUUCCAAUCAUUUCUUCUAUGUUUAUUAGUUGUAAUUCUGCAAGGAAUAUCUUUCACUUCUCUCCCCUUUGUUUAUUUAUUAAAUUGUUUAUACCAGUGUUAUGAAUUGAAUUGUGUCCCCCAAAAAUGUGUCAGCUUGAUUGGGCCAUGAUUUCUAGUGUUGUGUGAUUGUCCUCCAUUUUGUGAUUGAUGUGGUUUUCCUCUGUGUUGUAAAUCCUAAUCUCUGCCUGUGGUUAAUGAGGGAGGAUUCGAUUAUAUUGAAGAGGAUGAGGGUGGAAUGUAAUACCCUCACUCAGGUCACAUCCCUGAUCCAGGGUAAAGGGACUUUCCCUGGGGUGAGGCCUGCACCACCUUUUAUCUUACCAGACAUAAAAGGAAAGGGAAAUGAACAUAGAGUGGGGGAGCUCAUACCACCAAGAAAGCAGCGCCGGGAGAGAGUGCAUCCUUUGGACCUGGGGUUCUUGGGCAGAGAAGCUCCCAGUCCAGAGGAAGAUUGAUGACAAGGACUUUCCUCUAGAGCCAGCAGAGAGGGAAAGCGUUCCCUUAGAGCUGACACCCUGAAUUUGGACUUUUAUCCUAGUAGACUGUGAGAAAAUAAACUUCUCUUUGGUAAAGUCAUCCAUUUGUGGUAUUUCUGUUACAGGAGCACUAGAUGACUAACAACCAGUAAAGGCUAAUCAGUAUUACUUUUUUUUUCUUUCCUAGCUAAAAUUGCCCCAGAUUUGGUUAUUAGGAGUUCUCUUAAGGAGAUGCUGGAGCCCUGGUGGUGCAGUGGUUAAGCAUUUGGCUGCUAACCGGUUUGAAUCCACCAGCCACUCCUUGGAAACCCUAUGGGAAAGUUCUAAUCUGUCCUGUAGGGUCACUAUGAGUUGUAAUCGACUCAAGCAUGACAGGUUUUGUUUUGUUUUUUAAAGUAGGUUUCUGUAUGUUUUGACAUAUUCCCAUUAUAAUUCGUACAUCACGUUCUGGCAGUGUUUAUCUUGUCCUUUCUCUGCCCAAGCCCUGGAGUUAGACUUUUGCCCAAGAAACCUUGGUUCCUUUUAUUAGAAAAUUAUAUUUAGAAACAAAGAUCUCGGCAUUAGAUAUGGUUAUUGCUACUGGACCCUUAAAAAGAGCUAGGAAAUAAAUGUAUGAGUAUACAUAUACAAAGAUGUAUAUUUAUACCUAUUUCUAUGUGUAUUUGUAUAUAUUUGAAAAUCCACAAGAUCAUCCUCAUAUGCCUGAUUCCAGUGCAACAUCAAAGGGUUCAUUUUAGGC